Archocentrus centrarchus (flier cichlid) is the source of this 1965-nucleotide messenger RNA. RefSeq names its product zinc finger protein 239-like. Gene Ontology annotation, molecular function: RNA polymerase II cis-regulatory region sequence-specific DNA binding; DNA-binding transcription factor activity, RNA polymerase II-specific. The transcript is spliced from 4 exons. The record is from RefSeq and is a predicted model, not a curated record. The coding region runs from base 181 to 1578 and encodes 465 amino acids. Gene Ontology annotation, biological process: regulation of DNA-templated transcription. NCBI's taxonomy places the organism in Eukaryota, Metazoa, Chordata, Actinopteri, Cichliformes, Cichlidae.
ACAGUUGCAACAUUUAUUUGGGUCCCGCUUUGUGUGUGUACCGUUACCUCAAAUUAGCUUGAUUAGCUACGCGUCCAGCCAAUGAGCGUUUUCAUUUUCUUUGGUUGCUAACGACUUCGCGCGUUGAAUUUUAAGCAUACUUUCUUAAAGCUGUUUUUGUCGUAGCCACCAUCAGCAGCGAUGGCGAGCCGCCGCUCUUUUCACUCGCAGCUCUCGUCCAUCAUGGAGACGAUGGCCAAGUCUGCCCUGAGCCAGGUCUGCAAACUGGUGGAUGAAGACUCGGCUGAGCUGCGGCAGGAACUGUCUCGGCUCCUGUUUGCAAAUUCAGCCCUGGCAGAGAAAGUAAACAGCCUAGAGUGCGAGCUGACUAUAGUGAGAAGCGACGCUCCUAGUUUGUGUAAAAGUUAUCGCAGCGUGGGUGUGCAAACUGUGUGCUUCAGAGAUGAGGAGGCUGCUGUGCCUGGACCUCCCACCAUAGAGGGGAUCUUUGGAAAAGACUGGUGCAUGAAUCUGUGGAAAGACAGAGACCCGUACAGUCUGCAGAGAUACACAGAUUCACCACAGUCUCCUGAUAAGUCUGUUACAGAAAUAGCCGACCAAAUAACUAUGACUGAGAUCAAAGAAGAGGACUAUGAAGGGGAUGCUGCCAGUAGCUGCCAGCAGGAAACACUCAACACAGAAGAACAUGAAGACAGCAUGGCUGAGGAAGUGGAGCAACUUUCAGUUGAUUACAUGUUCGAUGGCAGCUCUUGCAGCCUAUCCUUUGAUCAGGAUGGAGAACAGGUUGUGUCUACAGAUGGUCUUGAAGAACCACCUGUGCAGAUGGUAUCCAUCAGUGAUACAGAAGAAGCUUUCAGCACUCAUAUCAUUCCAAUCGAGGAGGAUGAUGAUGAUGAGGAGGAGGAUGAUGAUGUUCAGUUUGUUCAAGAAAGUCAGCAGAAGCCAACAAUAAACACUGCAAUUGGUCCCAGCCAUGACGAGCAGGAAACAAUGCCAGAAGACAGUACAGAAAAAAACUCUGCUCUGGAGAAAGAUUCACACAAUGACUUUAAUGUUCUUAAUGUAGAAACUUCCAGAGAUCAAAACAGAGAGCGAUUUACUUGUCAAAUAUGUAACAGGACAUUCUUUCACAAGGGUACUCUAACACACCACAUGAAGUCACACAAGUCAAACUUUUGCAGCAUCUGUAAGCAACAUUUUCCUCACAGAAACAAGUUAAACUCACACAGCUGCCUGCCUCCAGUUCCCUCUCACAGAGUCACUAAGUCAUGCGAGUUGUGUGGGAAGAGCUUUGCCAAUCCAUCGGCUCUGAGGAUUCACUAUGUUGUCCACACAGGAGAGAAACCCCACAGGUGCAGCUUAUGUGGGAAAGGGUUUACCCAGAAAGGUAAUCUGAAGUGUCAUCUGCGCAUCCAUACAGGGGAGAGACCAUUUCGCUGUGUUAAAUGUGGGAAGACCUUCACACAGAAGGUGAACCUCAACCAUCAUUUAAUGGCACAUAUAAAUCGAGAGGUUGUAGGAGAGAGGCCCAUAGCUAGGAGACAUGUUAAGAACAUGAUCGCAGAAAUCCGUCAGUAACAAACUGAAGUGCAGGAUCAGCAACUUAUUAACUUUGAUGCCUCUUGUACUGUACUGCAUCUUGUACUUUAGCAUAAAGGUAGUUAAUGUCAUGUCUAUGACAUGUAGUCUGUAGUGUUGUGCUUAAAAAAAUCUUGUGUGGGGAAAAUAUUUUAGUAGUUCAGUGUUUUGUCUUUACAAUAAAAUUCAAAUGUUCACACUGUGAUAUAAUUUCUUACAUUUAAUUUCUCCUUUUGAAUUUUUUUUGGGUCUAAAACUGAAGUUGGACUUAUCAGUUUGUGUCUUUUCAUAUUCUACUUGAAUGAACCAAGUAUGUGUAACAAGACGUUGUGAAGGACAUGCAGAUGUGAGUACAAAGGGGAGAAGUAUGGAGCCUUUCUUUCUUUG